This is a messenger RNA of Cinclus cinclus, 3213 nucleotides long. It is a transcript of the gene PTPRN2, whose product is annotated as protein tyrosine phosphatase receptor type N2. The record is from RefSeq and is a predicted model, not a curated record. Gene Ontology annotation, cellular component: secretory granule. Gene Ontology annotation, molecular function: protein tyrosine phosphatase activity. NCBI's taxonomy places the organism in Eukaryota, Metazoa, Chordata, Aves, Passeriformes, Cinclidae. Gene Ontology annotation, biological process: protein dephosphorylation. The transcript has 23 exons. Bases 1 to 3213 code for a protein of 1070 amino acids.
AUGAUGGACGCGCUCGGCUCCGUCCUCCCGCUGCUGCUGCUGCUGCUGCUGCCGCAGGUGCUCGCCGCCGCCCCGCGCAUCCAGCCGCCCUCCGCGGGAGCCGCCGCCGAGGCGCGGAUCGGCUGCCUGUUUGAGGAUGACCUUUGCAAAUCUUUUGAAGUCUGUGUAAAUGAUGGAAUAUUUGGGAGAUGUCAGCGAGUACCAGUAAUAGACAUCUAUAAAUAUGACAUUUCAGCCCCUGUUCUGCAGCACCUGAGGAUCAUCCUGGAGCAGCUCUCACACAGAGGUUUUACCUGGAGAGAUGAUUACACACAGCGUGUUAUUGGUCAGGAACUUUCAACCAUUCACAAAAUCCACAGCAGACACCCUGAUGCAUUUGCAUCUGAGGGAUCUGACACAGGAAGGACUUUGGGACAGGAUGAAGAUAAUGAAAGAAAUUAUGAUGUGGAAAAUGAUGUGAACUUGGCCAGGUCUCUUCAGCAAUACCUCAAGUAUCUCAGAAUUCUCUCCCAGUCUGCAUCUAAAAAUUUGUAUCCAAGGAAGACAAGUGACAAAACUUCUGUCAAGAGCUACGCCUACAAUGACCCUACGAGGUACUACACGAGGCAGAACCCCGAAGAGCCACCACCUCCCUUGGUCCGUGCAUCCAAAUCGCAGCAGCAAUUCCAGGAGAGUCCCCGGGGGACACUCAGCCAGCCGGGGUCGGGAAUGGGAAUGGCCCAGAAGAGCCGGAUGGCCGCGCUGCCCCCCUCCAUCACCCAGAACCUGUCCGCACAGAGCAGUGAGAAAAGCCCUCGCAGCAGGACUAAAGGGUCUCAGCUUUAUGCAGAGACAUCGUACUCUACACAAGUCAGUCCUUUUGGUGCAACUUUUGGCAAAGGGAAAGCAGAAGAUUUCAGAAUGAAGAAGCUGUUCCAGCCCAGGCCUGUGCCUGGAGUGAAGAGGCCAACCCCUGAGCUGCUGAGUCACAAAUCCUCUUCCCAGGAUGAGCCAAAGGACCCUCUGAGAAUUGUGGAUGGUAAAGUUGAUAUUUACUUAUUUUGCUUACCUGAAACGCUGAUUAAAAAUGUAUUGAAGGACCUAGAGAAACACCAAGUGAAUGUGGAGAAUCUCAGCUCGGCAGAACUGGACGAAAUCGCCGAUACUAUCGCCACUGCAAUUCAAAGUACUGGCAUUCAGGAGGAAACAGAAAAAAAUGAUGGAAAAACUGAAGAAGACAAAACAGAAGCUCAGAUUAAGAAAGGAGAUGAUCAAGAAAGGGCAGAGCUUCAGACUGGAUUAAUGGAAAACAGUGUUAAUAUACCAGACAAUGGAGUGCGUGAAGCCAGUGUGAGAACUGAUAAAGAGGAGAACACUGCAAAACUAAUUAGAUUCUUGAAUGAGAAUGCAUUAGCUGAAAAUAUGCAUAAAGACCUUAUUCCUGAAGAACCUACAAAGACAGAAACUAAGAAAUCUGAAGAAACUGACCCUUCUUCCUCAGAAGAAACAAAUGCUGGUGUGGAAAAUGUAAAAAGUGAGACUUUCUCAAGGGAGCUGACAACUGCAAAGAACAGUGAAUCUGACUCCAAAGACCCGAGCCAGAACAGCUACUGGAUUAAGAAUGCUUUAAUGCAGGAAGGAAACUCCUAUGAAAAGCCUCAGAAAAACACAGGACAAGGCUUGCAACUUGAAGUGAAAUCUUCUGAGGAGGAAGAAUACGGCUAUAUUGUGACAGUGAAAGACCCCCUGAGUGUGGAAAAGGGCUUGGAGUUAAUAAAGGAAGUGGCAGAUCUCCUGAAGCUGCAGAUGAGUGUCUUCGAUGAUGUCAACGUGCUGGGACCAGCUGUGACCUUCCGAGUGCACUCAAACCUCCAAAACAUUUCAACUGCAGAUGUUGCCAAAGAAGCAGCCAUAAACAAAGAGAAGCUUGAAAAAACAACUGGACUGAAAAUUCUGCAGACUGGUGUGGGGGAGAAAAGCAACGUCCCGCCGCUGGCGCGGCGCGGGGAAGAGGCAGAGUCCGUGAAAUUCCUCCUCCUCACCCUCCUCUCCCUCGCCUGCAUCGCCGGGGUCCUGGCGGCGUCGGGGGUCGCCUACUGCCUUCGCCACCGCGCCCACCACCGCCUGAAGGAGAAGCUCUCGGCCCUGGGGGCUGACGCCGGCUCCGAUGCGCCCGCUGCUUACCAGGAGCUGUGCCGCCAGCGCAUGGCAGUGAAAGCCUCUGAUCGCCCGGAGCCCCUGCACUCUUCCCGAAUAAACAGCGUUUCCUCCCAGUUCAGUGAUGGGCCCAUCCCCAGCCCCUCAGCCCGGAGCAGCACCUCGUCCUGGUGUGAGGAGCCGGUCCAGUCCAACAUGGACAUCUCCACCGGUCACAUGAUCCUGUCCUACAUGGAAGAUCACCUGAAAAACAAGAAUCGUCUGGAGAAGGAGUGGGAAGCUCUGUGUGCUUACCAGGCUGAGCCCAACGACAGCAGUGCUGCACAGCAGGAGGAAAACGCCCCGAAGAACCGCUCACAGGCUGUGGUACCAUAUGACCAUUCCAGGAUAUGUCUGAAAGGUGAAAGUAGCCAUGACAAUUCAGACUACAUCAACGCCAGUCCAAUUAUGGACCAUGACCCCCGAAACCCUGCAUAUAUUGCCACCCAGGGCCCUCUCCCUGCUACUGUUGCUGACUUCUGGCAGAUGGUCUGGGAGAACGGCUGCGUCGUUAUUGUCAUGCUGACACCCCUCGUGGAAAACGGAGUCAAACAGUGCUACCACUAUUGGCCAGACGAAGGGUCAAACCUCUACCACAUCUACGAGGUAAAUCUUGUCUCUGAGCACAUCUGGUGCGAGGAUUUCCUCGUGAGGAGCUUCUACCUGAAGAACCUGCAGACCAACGAGACCCGCACAGUGACACAGUUCCACUUCCUCAGCUGGAACGAUCAGAGGGUUCCUGCUUCCACCAGAUCACUUCUGGAUUUCCGCAGAAAAGUAAACAAGUGCUACAGGGGUCGCUCUUGUCCAGUAGUUGUUCAUUGCAGCGAUGGUGCGGGAAGAAGUGGAACCUACAUUCUAAUUGACAUGGUUCUCAAUAAAAUGGCCAAAGGUGCUAAAGAGAUUGAUAUUGCUGCUACCCUGGAGCACUUGAGGGACCAGAGACCAGGCAUGGUCCAGACAAAGGAGCAGUUUGAGUUUGCUUUGACAGCGGUGGCAGAGGAAGUGAAUGCAAUACUCAAGGCCCUUCCCCAGUGA